Molecule: messenger RNA, 2218 nt
Organism: Spizellomyces punctatus DAOM BR117
Lineage: Eukaryota; Fungi; Chytridiomycota; Chytridiomycetes; Spizellomycetales; Spizellomycetaceae
Product: sugar porter (SP) family MFS transporter
Exons: 8
Coding region: 435-1970 (511 amino acids)
Biological process (GO): transmembrane transport; carbohydrate transport
Cellular component (GO): membrane
Molecular function (GO): carbohydrate:proton symporter activity
Source: RefSeq, a predicted model, not a curated record
CUGACUUUGCAACUACAACCAUCCCAAAUCAGGAGUUGAAAAGUUGGAAACAACGACAAAAAAAAGGAACCGUUUUUCCUGCAGAUUGACCAAAAGGUAAGAAACCAAACAACCCAUUGAGAGGCUCCGUCCGACCACCGAAAUCCUCCUUUUGAGUUGAUCACACGAGCAAACAAGGCCCAUCGAUUAAAUCACCUACUGAUACCCACGAAAAAAUAAAAAGUUGGACACUCCACGGUGCCCAGAACUCUUUUUGAAUUAUUGUAAUUCUCAGCCAAACCAACGAAGGGAACAAAAAAAAAAAAUAGAAAUUGUAUUUAAAGCUCAACUGCCGCCCUUUCAGCCCCCACGCUGAUCACCGCCAUCUUCUAUCCAGCUCCGUGUCUCUUGUUUUUUUGAUUUGCUGGAGACGGGCAGAAGUCUUGCUUUCCAUCAUGACCAACGUUAGCACAAUUAUCAUUUGUUUGUUUGUCUCCUUUGGAGGCUUUCUCUUUGGAUAUGACACUGGACUCAUCUCCGGUAUCAUGGAGAUGGCAGUCUUCAAGGAUGACUUUGGUCCAGGCGAAGGACGCGACCUCCUGUCAUCCACAAAGAGUUUGCUUGUUUCAAUUCUCUCUGUAGGAACGUUUAUUGGAUCCUUGAGUGCUGGACACCUUGCGGAUGCCGCUGGACGUCGUUGGGCCAUCAUCAUUUCCUGCAUGAUCUUUUGCGUCGGUUGCGUUUUGCAAACGGCAUCUCAUAGUCUUGGUUUGAUGCUACCCGGACGUAUUGGCGCUGGUCUUGGUGUUGGCCUUUUGUCUGACUUGGUUCCAUUGUACCAAGCGGAAGCCGCACCGAAACAUCUUCGUGGUGCAUUGGUGUCAUCAUACCAGCUUGCCAUUACAAUCGGAAUCGUUGUCGCUCAGGGUGUUAAUCAAGGUCUCAAGGACCAUCCUGGUCGUGCCUCAUACAGAAUUCCAAUUGGAAUUCAGCUCGUCUUCGCUGGCAUCCUCAUGGCGGGCAUGUUUGUCUUGCCCGAAUCCCCUCGUAAUCUUUUGCGUCUCAACCGUCGCGAUCAAGCCAUCAAAGCUCUAUGCCGUCUACGAGGCAAGCAUUCCAGUGAUCCUUCAGUGACUGAAGAAAUCAACGACCUUCAGCGUGCCAUUGAACUCGAAGGUCAAAUUGGGGAAGCAAGUUAUCUCGACUGUUUCAAGAGCCCCGUCAGCCGUCGAACUCACAUUGGCAUCUGGAUUCAAAUGUUCCAACAACUCACCGGUGUGAACUUUAUCUUCUACUAUGGUACAACCUUCUUCAAGCAAGCGGGCAUCUCCAAUGCAUACACAACCUCAACCAUCACUGGUGUCGUUAACGUCCUUUCUACCCUCCCGGCACUGUACUUGAUGGAGCGCAUCGGCCGCAGAAAGCUUUUGCUUAGUGGCACAAUGAUCAUGCUUAUCGGACAACUUAUCGUGGGUAGUGUUGGAACCGCUUUCCCUGCCACCCUCGACGACAAGGGCAACGUCCUAUCAUCCAACACCGCUGCGGGCAUUUGCACCAUUGUCUUCACCUGUGUCUUCAUUUACGGUUUCGCAUCUUCUUGGGGUCCUGGUGCCUGGGUGGUUCCUGCCGAGAUCUUUCCUCUUCGAUACCGAUCAAAGGGUAUGGCCAUUGCUACCGCGUCCAACUGGUUCUGGAACUGGGUCCUUGGAUUCGUUACUCCAUACCUUGUCGACCGCGACCAAGCAAACCUUGGCCCAAAGAUUGCCUUCCUUUGGGCAGCCUUUAUUCUUGCCGGUGGUAUCUUUGUCUACUUUGCAGUUCCCGAAACUAAGGGUCUAUCCCUUGAAGACGUUGACCAAAUGUUUGACUCUGGUGUCCCCAUGCGCAAAUCAGCUGGGUAUGUGGCAAAACACAAGGACGAAGAGUUUGAUUUUGCUGGCAGCGGAAAGGAUGCCGGUGAAAAAACUCAAGUCAACAGCGUAAAAGAGUGAUGGGUCCCCCUAGAUGUCUUUUUUUCUCCAUUGUACAGUAGUUAGUAGUUAUAGUUGGUUUGAUCAGAAUGAUAGUUUGCUGGUAUUGGAUUGUGAAAGAGUUUCAAUUUUUGUAUGAGUGCCGGUUACCCGGCAGACUGGUCAUCAUGCUUCACUGGGAGACAUUUUAUGUAUCCAGUCCGUGAAUUGAAAUCAAUAUUGUGUACGUGGGACAUAGGUAAACUUCCAAAAGAGAUUUCGGAUGCCCA